This is a messenger RNA of Adineta ricciae, 261 nucleotides long. NCBI's taxonomy places the organism in Eukaryota, Metazoa, Rotifera, Eurotatoria, Adinetida, Adinetidae. The record is from the annotation of a GenBank genome assembly.
AUGGUGUGGCUACGUUUCUUUCUGACGAUUCUGGUUAUUGUUCAGAAAAUCGAAACUUUUGGAGAAAAUCAUACAGGAAUUUGGGUCGUUAAUUCAUCUAUACCAAAUGUUGUAUAUCCUCUCACUAUAGUUGGUAAGAGUCAGGGCAAAAUGAGAGUUCAUGUCUUACAUCGACCAACUACCGUACCGAGUACAUCAACGACGACGACGACAUUAUCAUUGGACGUCAUGAUAGAUAAUUACAUAAAAAAGUCAACAUGA